AUGGCCGUGAAAGAUGAGGAUGCAUGCUAUCCAACCAAUUCCCUUAUCGCAAAAGAGUCACGCCGGCACUACCGGACUCGCAUAACUCCAAUUCAUUGGCAGCUACGAUCGCUCAUCGGCGUCUCGAGGUCCAACAAGGUGUACUAUCCCACGGGAACGGACAAUCUGCACAUCCAGGAAUUCAACACUGCCACAAAAAAGUCGGAGACGAUCGCACUCCUGUCCUUCUCCCCGCGAUGUCUGGUCGCGCGAGGCGGCUGGGUUUGUUGUGGGGGCGAAGAGGGCGAGUUUGUGGCCAUCCGGGUGGAAGAUCGGAGCCGACGAGUGCGCAAUUCGGCGCAUGGACGGGUGCGCGACGACUCCCACCACCGAUCACACAGCCGCGCUCACGGCAGGAGGCGGUCAGACAGUGUUAGGGCCGUUGCCGGUGGCGAUGACGGAGACGGCUCGAGGAGCAUGGACGACGAGGACUACGACGACUUUGACCUGCGGAUGGGCGAGCCGCCACGGGCGGCACUGGUCACGGUUCCGUCGCGGUUUGCGGCCAAGAGCCAGAAGUUUGGAAAGGAGCGGGUCAACUGCAUCACGAUCUGGUUUCCGUCGUUGAUGAUGGCCCUCGCGCCAGGCGCCUAUAAACAGGCCGUCGUGGCACUUGCCAACAAUGACAAGCAUGUCACGCUUGUCAGUCUGGACGAGAUGGAGGAGCUGGACGAACUGUCGUACCCAGAUUGCGUCAACCGGGCGGUGUUGUCGCCUGACGGACGAUUUCUUGCGGCCGUCAGCGACGAUCCGUACCUGUACAUUCAUGAGCGGGUAAAGCGCGAUGACGAGGUUCCGCCACCGACGCGCAGGCGCACGGAUCAGCCUCCAGUGCGCAGUAGCUACGUGUGGAAGCUGCUGGCGCGACAUCAUCUUCGCGACCAGGAUAAGAACGAUCGGACGGUGCAUCGCGGCAGCUUUGCAGCGUGCUUUUCCAACACAGGUAGGUAUCUGGCUGUCGGAACGCAAUAUGGAACGAUCUCGAUAUUCGAUACGGCACUGCUUGGGGAGCCUGGCGACACGUCGCUGGUGGCCUGUUUCACGUCGUCGAGCCCCAAAGCGGACGCGGGUGCGGUGCGCGAGAUGUCAUUCUGUCCAGGGCCGUAUGACCUGCUGGCGUGGAGCGAGGACUACGGUGCGGUAGGGAUUGCGGACGCGCGGAACAAGUUUGCGGCGCGUCAGAUCAUCAAGCUCGGUGAUGAGUCGGCCUUUGAGCGCAUUGCGAUCAACCAGACCACGCACGUGAACGACGAGCUAGUGGAAGAGCGACAACGCCGACACCAGCGACAGCGUCAGGACGGGGAGGACACGGGCGGCCGAGGCGACUCGAUGCCACGGUUCCGGAACGGAGACUACGGCGUAUCAUCAGAGGAGCAGGCGCUGCGGAUCCGGGAUGCGCUGGACCGAUACCACCUGCCGCUGACGGCGGAAGAGACACAGUUCCUGGACGCACUGCAGCUGCGGCGAGACCGAGACCGGCGGCUGCAGAGAGAGCAGAGGGAGGCUCAGGCGCAGAGGGAGCAGCGCGAGACGGAGCUCUUGGCGCGGCCGUCGGCCUGGAUCCUGCGGUCGCGGCCAGGUCUCGCUGACGGUGGCAGCAGCAGAAACAACAACGGCAGCGGCAAUGGCAACGACGGUAGUUCUGGGACAUCUCGUACGCGUGACCAGGGCCGAGACCGGGACCGGGACCGGGGUGAAGGGGUGACGGUGAGCGACGUGCUGAGCAGCAUCCGUAGUCUCCGCAGCGCACGGGAGCAGGAGCGACGCAACUUUCUGCGGACACAGGGGCUGCUGCAGGCAGCGAUGCAGACGCCGGCGAUUCCGACGAUUGAGAACGAAGAGUCGGGCACGGACGACGACGAGCUCACGGUGCCGAUGCCGGUGCCGGUGCCGGUGCCGGUACCGGUGACAACGACGGCACACGGCCAGCAGCGGCGACGGCUGCCGUGGGGGAGCCUGGACGCACCGCUGCCCAACUUUGGGACACUGGGAGAGCGAGGCGACGCGCGGACGAUUGACUUUCUGCACGCUUACACGGUGGGCAACAAUGGCGGCGCCGAGGCGGGCAGCAGCAGCAACAACAACGGCGGCAGCGGCAGCGGCAACGGCAGUGGAACCGGCGGUGUCGGUCGGCGUGAGCGUGGAGCGCUGCCGGGGUCGUCGCUGCUGAGCCAGACGAUGAUGCUGGACUGGGACACGGGCAUCGUCAGCAUGAGCCGGCGGGCUCGCGAGCCGGCGACGUCGUCGGAACAAAAGGACGGACACACGGCCGGUCUGGUGUGGAGCGAAGAUGGUACCAUAUUCCGAGCCGAGUCCGGCCGCGUUGACGAGUGUCUCGGCGACGACGGUGAACUCUUCAGCCUCGCCGACCGGCCGCACGUGGAUGGCCCAACCGCCACUGCCGUCCUUUUUCGUGUGGCCGAGCGCGCUGAUCCGCACCACUGGCGAGCUGAGCGCGACCGUGCCACCAGCCUGCUCGAAGCCGCCCUGCAGCGCCGCCAUCAGGCCAUGACUGUCGACGAUGCCGGUCGCCAGGCUCUCGAGCACGCCGGCGUCCGCCCGCACGGCCGGCUCGCGGCGCUGGGCCUCGGCCGCGCUCACCCAGCGGAGCGGCAAGAGUGUGGCGUCGUCGUGGUGCCGGCUGUACUCUCUGGCCGCGGCGUCGAUGCGUUGCAGUGCGGCGAGCUGGGCGGCCGUCUGGGCCACCAGCCACUUGCCCGUGCGGCGAUGCGGCACGCCGUGCGCGGCACAAAAGUCGUACAGCAGCCGGCGGCCGCGGAUGCAGAGCUGCGUCUUGAGCGAGUUGGCGCCGUAGUAGAGGCCGGCGUGGAUGACCUCGCUGUUGCGCGAGGAUGUCUCCGUGCCGACGGCGGCGUGGCGUUCGAGCACGAGGACGGAUGA
Molecule: messenger RNA, 2940 nt
Organism: Grosmannia clavigera kw1407
Lineage: Eukaryota; Fungi; Ascomycota; Sordariomycetes; Ophiostomatales; Ophiostomataceae
Product: l-2-hydroxyglutarate mitochondrial precursor
Exons: 4
Coding region: 1-2940 (979 amino acids)
Molecular function (GO): protein binding
Source: RefSeq, a predicted model, not a curated record